Caenorhabditis bovis is the source of this 678-nucleotide messenger RNA. The record is from the annotation of a GenBank genome assembly. NCBI's taxonomy places the organism in Eukaryota, Metazoa, Nematoda, Chromadorea, Rhabditida, Rhabditidae.
AUGUUCAAACCAAUUUUGGUUCUUCUUAUCAUUUUGCACGAAUCAACAGCGGUUUAUCGGGUUCGAAAAUAUAUCAACAGACCCGAAGUGCGUAGAUCAGCUUCUGACGAUGCUUUGGAUAUCGAAGCUGCUGAAAUCAUUUUUCGUGAGAAGGAGGGACUUCGUGGCGGCGACAACGCGUUUCUGAAGAAACCAUUUUCGGAGCCAUCGGUAAAACCGGGACUUCAAGACGGAAGCACCGAACCGAAAAUGCCAUUCGGAACCGAACAACUUCAAAAUAAACCAAGUGAAUCCCCUGGAACAAUGCCAACCGCUGAGGAACUCGAAGAGCUCGAAGAUUUUGAGGACUCCGCAAAAACCACGACCACCACAGAAGGCACAACGACGGAAGAAUCAUUGGACAGUAGUGUGCCCGGGGAAGUUGUCGACGUAAUUGCUACCACAACCGAAGGAACGUGGACGGCUCCACCGAUUCAUGAGGCCAAGAUUCCAUUAGGGCCACAUUCAAAGAUGGUUCCGUUCGAUUACCAAGUCGAUCCCGAUUUUCCACAAGUUGCACCAAGAGCUCGAGGACUUGUUGGUAUCCCCGACGGAUGGAAUCUUGAUAAAACCGUUGACGAGAAUUUCAGACGAGGAUAUAUUGAAGGAGACUUUGCCCGUUUGCGACGACGACUAUAA